ACGUACCUAACAGAGUUUGUGCCUGUUAUACAAAAGCUUAAUUGAGUUGCAACUCAACUCAACUUCAACUUUUCAUCGACCGUUGGUUUAGCCUAAAAUUUUAUUUCUCACUUUUGAGAACGGCGACUAAAAAUAAAGGGAAAACGGGUGCCGGUUUGCUUUCGGGAGGCGUAUACGCCAUCCAGGUCCACUCGUCUUGGGACAGGAAGAGUCAAGAUCAACAAACGACAAGACAAAACGUAUUGUACGUGUGUAAUAUGAAAGAGAGAAAGAAACAGCAAAGGCAGAAGGGAAAAGCGUGCCACGCGAUAGUCGUUGAAUCAGCAUCGGGCCUUUAGACGCAGCCAUUUUCUACUCAAAAGUCUAAUGGAACACGAUUAUAUUCCUCAGCCACAUUCACCCAGCUAAUUAGGUAUCGCCAUUUCUCUCGAUUUGUCUUUUAGCCGGGGUCUCUUGGCGUGGAGACCCCCAAGACGAUAUACGAGCCACCCAGCGAGGCAGUGACUCUUUGGGUUGUGUUGGCUUCGGGACGAUCAAUGGAGCGACGCGACCUGAAAACGUUAGAGGUCAAGAUUCAAUUAUUCAGAGUUACUUGUACAGUAUUGUGAUAUACACAAUUAUUUGUUUGUUGACAUUUAAUUUCUAGACAUAUAACUAACGUUCCGUCUCCCUUGCAUCGGCACGAGGGGCUUUAAUUUCCCCUGCAGCGCAUCCAAAUGUAAGGACUCAACCCACAAGACGUCGACCACCACCAACAGCUGUAGACUCAUAAUACAAGAACAAUUAUAUGAACCUGUCUGUUGAAGAAGAAGAAGAAGAAGAAAAAAGUCUUUAUGACCCCAUCAAGAUUGACUGUCGUUUCACCACAUGGCUCAACACGUCAUGAUGAUGAAGCCAAGUAAUUAAUCCCUUCAUCUCUAGUUCCACUGACAGAUUCCAAGAGGCCUCUCAAUAAACUUUAUUAAAUACCUCGCAGACAUUACUCUUCUCUUUUGAGCCAAUUCGAGGGGUUAAUCGUGAGUAAGAUCACAUGUUGGUUGGCAUUCAAGUAUUUCUGUAGCGUGCCGGGAACCCUUUAAUCUCAACCUGCAGCAAUGGAAUGUCAUUCUGAUGUACGUCUGCACUCAUCGGGCACAAUCUAGACUCUACUUUCCUAUCUGAUCUGAUCAAAUCUCCUCGGCUGAAGGUCUCAAAAGUGAUAUCUUGCGUCCUCACGUGCCUCAGUCUUAACGGACGGAUUAUAUGCUCUGCUCUGUUGUAAUCUCGGAGCCAUGUCCUGAAGAGUCGAUGCGAUGCGACGCUGGCUCUUAACAAAGACCAACGCUCACGUGGAGGGAAGGCUUGAGAUCGAAUUGCAUUUUGAAUUGAAAAGCUUCUCUACAAAUUGGGAAUGUCAAAUCUGAGACAUCCACGUUUCUCUAUUUUGAUAUUGGAAGAGGAUAGAGAGGGAAUCUGGUCUAAGACGCUGCGUACGCGUGACUUAAAUCAGCUCUCUAGCCUCCUACAGGAAUCCUCAUUCUUCUAUGACCUAGGCAAUUUGACUCAGCGAUUGAACGUCAACUUGGUAGGCCAUUUUACAUACAAACAAAUCAACGAAUUCGUUAAUAAUAUCUACCAAUUGCUACUGGGAGCUUCAGUAUCCUCUCAUUGCAGCUUAGUUCUUUGUUCGCUCUGCCCCGGUGGCGUUGGCCUCCGCAGCGACUAAAGCACAGCUUUGACCAAAAAUAGUAACUUGAUCGCGUGUCGUCGUAUCGCCCCCAGGAACAAAGCC
Molecule: messenger RNA, 1771 nt
Organism: Fusarium odoratissimum NRRL 54006
Lineage: Eukaryota; Fungi; Ascomycota; Sordariomycetes; Hypocreales; Nectriaceae
Exons: 1
Coding region: 1391-1705 (104 amino acids)
Source: RefSeq, a predicted model, not a curated record